AUGGCACCGGACAGACCCGAUGCAUCGGGCUUAGAGGCUACGUGUGGUUUAACCGUUACACGAGUCUUUAAUAUUGUUGAUUCAGUAGUGACAUUCAAAAAAGCAGAUAAUACUAGUGCAUUCGCUGACAAAAACAAUAUCGCUACAGUUGACGUAGCUUCAUCAGAUGUUAUCAGCAAUCCUACAGUUGUCAAAAAUUUUAACGAUUUGGGAAACCCAUUGAUAACUAAAAUAAAUCAGUCUGACGAUGAUCUUACAUCAUUAACGUGGCUUCAUCAACAGAAUCUUCUUAAAGGUCUUGAAAUUUCGAGCCCUACCAAAAAUAUCAAAGAUGAAAAUAUUUUUAUUAAUAACAACAAUAAUAAUGAUAAUAAGAAUAAUAAUAAUAAUAAUAAUAAUAAUAAUAACAAUAAUAAUACGAAUAAUAAUAAUAAUAAUAUUAAUAAUAAUAAUAAUGUAUGCGAAGAUAGUACAGAACUUUCAGAAAAUACCAACUCUAUUUCAAGUCUUGACGAUAAUUAUUUUCCAGAAAAUAAUGGUAAAAUAAGUUCACCUGGAGCAGGGAAACUAUGCCUGAGUUAUCAAAACUCUGAUCAGACUCACGAAAAAUCCGAGCCAUUCUAUCAUCAGGAUACAGGGAAAAACUCUUACAACGGCAUGCAACAAAGUAAUCAAGUGAAGAUAUCAUUGAACAACAAUAAUUUGCCUGUUUCGAAUCGUAACAAGCAUCCUACUCAUAUUCCUUAUGAUCCUCAUUUGCAUAGAAAUAGUAAACCACCGUAUUCUUUUUCUUGCCUUAUAUUUAUGGCUAUUGAAGACAGUCCGAUGAAGGCAUUACCAGUUAAAGAAGUUUACGCUUGGAUACUUGAUCAUUUUCCCUAUUUUAGAAAUGCACCAACUGGUUGGAAAAACUCGGUCAGGCAUAAUCUCAGUUUGAACAAGUGUUUUCGGAAAGUUGAAAAAGCACCAAAUCUAGGAAAGGGUUCACUGUGGAUGGUAGAUGAUCAGUAUCGUCCAAAUUUAAUUCAAGCGUUAUCACGAGCACCUUUUCCUCCGCCAACUGGACAAAAUCUCUCUUCGCCAGACAAAAAUAUGAAAAAAAAUACCAGUACACGACUUCCUGAUCCUGUAUUGUUCCCUUACUUAUCUAAGAGGCUUGCAUCAAGUAAUAUAAUUGAUAGUACAGAACUUGAAUUUGACAGUGACGUUGAUGCUGCUGCAGCUGCUAUGCUUUCUUUUAAACACGGACCUAUUAUUCUUAAUCACAAUAAAGAGCGGAAACGAAAAUCAAAUAUUGAGCCAGAAAAAUUGAUACCUAUAAUUACGCGAAGCUCUAGUGAAGAUCAUACAUACAGCUGUAUAACCUCUUUAAAAUCUGACAGUAAAGCGUCGAACAGCUCAAUUUUAGAUAAUAUAGGACUUGGUGUCAAUGAUGUGGAUGAACAACGUAAAAUAGCUGAAGGAGCUGAUGCUCUACUCAAUCUUGCUGGAAUCCCUUUCAUUAAUAAUAGUGCUCAAGAGAUACCUAUAAACACCGUCAGUACAUCAUCUGUAAUUAAUCAUACCAUAAAGUUGCCAUUGAUACAGGUAUCUUCGUCUAAAUCAAAGCGGCGCAUCACCUCGAGCGAUUACUCUAGUCUACCUGACAAACGACGUAAGCGCUGGCGCGAGUGGGGUGGAAGCAACAGGUACCCUAAACAAGUUCGGGGUUAG
This is a messenger RNA of Cotesia congregata, 1713 nucleotides long. NCBI's taxonomy places the organism in Eukaryota, Metazoa, Arthropoda, Insecta, Hymenoptera, Braconidae. The record is from the annotation of a GenBank genome assembly.